AUGCAGAACAUACGGCUUAUUGCUUUGCUUCCAGUUUCCCCAGACAAGCCCUUCGGGAAGAUUCAAUGUCUGCUCGGAGAAGAGUCAUUCGAUUCCUGCCGCCCCUAUGAAGCGCUUUCUUAUGUCUGGGGAGAUCCUAUGAAGACUCGACCAAUUACGGUCAACGGCAGGCCCCUCGAUGUAACCGAAAAUUUGGAAGCUGCAUUGCGUGAGUUGCGGUUUUCCAAUGGCAAGAUACGAAUUUUGUGGAUCGACGCUGUUUGUAUCAACCAAGCCGAUUCCGAGGAGAAAGGCCAUCAGGUCGGAAUGAUGGAUGUUAUCUAUAAGAAGGCAGAAGAAGUUGUCGUAUGGCUUGGAAGAGAAUCUAAUAAGACUUCAAUGUCUCUCGAGCAUGCCAGGUUCUUUUCUGGACUACCGAUGACUAAAGGCUUACCCCAACAUUUCCCUUUCCGCCCUGAGCCAAUGUUGUCACUCAUCCAUUCUUAUACUGCGAUUUUGAAACGUCCAUGGUGGAGACGGAUUUGGGUCAUUCAAGAAUUUGCACUGGCCUCCAAAGUAAACAUUCGCUGUGGC
This is a messenger RNA of Aplosporella prunicola CBS 121167, 573 nucleotides long. RefSeq lists its product as uncharacterized. The annotation marks the transcript as partial. The record is from RefSeq and is a predicted model, not a curated record. The transcript has 2 exons. Lineage: Eukaryota; Fungi; Ascomycota; Dothideomycetes; Botryosphaeriales; Aplosporellaceae.